Messenger RNA from Paralichthys olivaceus (Japanese flounder), 2170 nucleotides. RefSeq names its product hyaluronan-binding protein 2-like. NCBI's taxonomy places the organism in Eukaryota, Metazoa, Chordata, Actinopteri, Pleuronectiformes, Paralichthyidae. Gene Ontology annotation, molecular function: calcium ion binding; serine-type endopeptidase activity. The record is from RefSeq and is a predicted model, not a curated record. Gene Ontology annotation, biological process: proteolysis.
UUUAGAAAAGUGUGAGUGAUCUGCCAGACAGCAAACUCUCAUUUUACUCUUCUGGAUGUCGUCUGAUCCUCAUCAUGAACUUCAAGCUCGUCUUUCUCUGCCUCUUCUUAGCAGUGCUGCUUAUACCUGCUGAACUGAAACCUAAAAAGGACAAAAAACAUCGGCAUCGGCAUCAUGGUGAUGGUCAUGGUCAUGGUCGUGGUCUUGAAAGGAGAGAUCAACAUGGGAAAAGGAAACAAAAAAUUAAGGACUUAAUUAUUGACUACUUCUUUGAGAUCAUGUCGGGAUCUUCUCACGAUGAUGAUGAUGAUGAUGAUGAUCAUAAUGGCUGGCUUUUUGAACUUCAAGAGACAGAAGGCCAAUGCGACCCAAACCCUUGCUUUAACAAUGGAGUGUGUGAGCCGAAAGCCAAGAACAAAUACAAAUGUGACUGUCCCAAACCUUACAAAGGAAAAAGAUGCGAAAGAGCUAAAAAAUAUUGUAGGAGAGGUCGGUGUGGACGUGGUGAAUGUGUUCUGACGUCAACUCCCCCAUAUUAUGAAUGCAAGUGCAAGGAGCCCUUCCAGCCUCCAGACUGCAGGAAAUAUAAACUGUGUGAUCCUAACCCGUGUCAAAACGGUGGCCAGUGCACCAUAGAUGAUAACGACUUCGACUGCAAGUGCAGUCCAGGGUACAGAGGACAUUUCUGCCAAGUUGGCCCCGAUGACUGCUUUGUGGAGGAUGGAGAGUCAUAUCGUGGCCAUGUCAGUGAGACUGAUGACGGUGAUGAAUGCCUCUACUGGAACUCACACUUCAUACUGGAGCAAGGGACGAAUCCCUUCACCGCCUUUGAGGACAAAGAUGGACUCGGCCCCCACAACUUCUGCAGAAACCCAGAUGGCGACACAAUGCCCUGGUGUUUCUAUAGAAGAGGUCGCAAGUUGCUGUGGGCCUACUGUGAUGUGACAGAGUGUCCUGAGCCAACAGAUGAGACGCCAACUGAAGUUACCAUGGCAGUCCCUGAUCCCACUAUUCCCAAACCAAAACCUACAAAACCUGACUCCACAGAAGAAAUCAAGCCAAUACCAACCCAACCCCCAAAGCCAACCCAACCCCCAGCACCUACCAUACCCCCAAUGACCCCAAAGCCCAGCCAGGCUCCACAACCUUUUACCAUACCCACUACUAUUCCUCCCAGCCCUGUUUCCACUGUUCCACCAGCACAGUUCACCACCUGUGGGCUGCCUCAGCCUAAAAGGUCCAUAACCCGAAUUUUUGGGGGUCUGAAGGUGCCUCCGGGCGCUUUACCCUGGCAGGUGUCUGUGCAAGUGAGACCACAGGGCUCCAACAUGCGAUUCCGACACAUCUGCGGAGGAGUUCUAAUUGCCAGCUGCUGGGUGCUGACAGCAGGACACUGCAUUGAAAGCAGAAAGGACAUGCAAGUGGUUUUGGGAGAUCUGUCUCUGAACAUGACAGAAUACACAGAGCAAACCGCACAAGUUGAAGAGGUUAUUGUGCAUGAGAACUACAGGGAGACUCCUACAGCUGUAUACAACGACAUAGCCUUGCUGAGGCUGAAUGGAACUGGUGGUGUUUGUGCCAGAGAGACCCAGUUUGUAAAGACAGCCUGUCUGCCUGAUGCCCAACUGCCUGAUGGGACAGACUGCACCAUUUCUGGAUGGGGUGCCACUGAGGAAUCUAGGUUUGGUUCCAACCACCUGCUCCAGGCCAAUGUAUUGCUGAUCAACCAGCAGAAAUGCUCUGAACCCACUGUUUACGGCAGAAUUAUGGACAAUACCAUGCUCUGUGCUGGCUACCUGCAGGGAGGGGUGGAUUCCUGCCAGGGUGACUCUGGAGGACCACUGACUUGUAAGCAGAAUCAUGUCAAUGUUAUUUAUGGCCUGGUGAGUUGGGGAGACCAGUGUGGGAGGGCGAACAAGCCUGGGGUCUACACGCGUGUCAUCCAUUUCCUGGACUGGAUCAAAUCAAAGACUCAAGCAACGUUUCCAAAAGCAACAGGCCAUCAGCUGCAGCCAUGAAUGCAGCAAGUCAUGCUCAUCGUGUGUAGCUCUUGGAUUCUGCUCUUCUUUAUCAAAUGGUUUUGUCCUUGAACUAAAUUCGCAUUGUCAUGUCAGUUUAACAGAUUUUGUAAAUUGCUCUCAAGAAAAAAGUCUGCAGUCUCUACUGUUCA